ACAAAAUCUUUGGAACUGUGAAUUAGGAGUGAAAAUCUUCCUGAGUUUUUGUUAUAAGUUCUUGAAAUUAAAGUAAGAAUUUCAUUUGCUGGGUUGGCUAGGUAUAGAGGUGGAGUGGCUGUUGGAGGGGUUAAGUUGGAGCCACUGGUGCAUAUAUAUUUCAGAGGAUUCAGAAAAACACAGCAGUGGAGCCUGGGUCAAUCCAUUUCUGUGAACAAGCAGUGACCAAUAGAAAAGGAAGAAGAAGAUCCAAGGAGGCUGAGGUACUAUUAUGGCAAGCACAAUCAGUUUCAUCAUCUGGGUGUUGUUCGUAACAGACACGGUGUGGACUCAGAAUGUGAGACAGGUCUAUGAGGUACAUGAGCCAGGGGAUUGGAUGAUUGAAGACUUCGAUUGUCCCAGGGAAUGCUUCUGUCCCCCAAGUUUCCCUACUGCUUUAUAUUGUGAAAAUCGAGGUCUCAAAGAAAUCCCUGCUAUUCCUUCACGGAUCUGGUAUCUGUACCUUGAGAACAACCAGAUAGAAACCAUUCCUGAGAAGCCGUUCGAGAAUGCCACCCAGUUGAGAUGGAUAAAUUUAAAUAAGAACAAAAUAACCAACUAUGGAAUUGAAAAAGGAGCCCUAAGUCAGCUGAAGAAGCUGCUUUUCUUAUUUCUUGAAGACAAUGAGCUAGAAGAAGUACCUUCUCCAUUGCCAAGAAGUUUAGAACAGUUACAGUUAGCUAGAAACAAAGUGUCCAGAAUUCCUCAAGGGACCUUUAGCAAUCUAGAAAAUCUAACCCUUCUGGAUCUGCAGCACAAUAAACUAUUAGACAACGCCUUUCAAAGAGAUACCUUCAAGGGUCUCAAGAACCUCAUGCAGCUAAAUAUGGCCAAGAAUGCUCUGAGGAACAUGCCACCAAGAUUACCAGCCAACACAAUGCAACUGUUCCUGGACAACAAUUCCAUUGAAGGAAUACCAGAAAAUUAUUUUAAUGUAAUUCCUAAAGUGGCCUUCCUGAGGCUCAACCAUAACAAAUUAUCAGAUUCAGGGCUCCCAUCCAGUGGGUUUGAUGUGUCAUCCAUUCUAGAUCUUCAAUUGUCUCAUAAUCAACUCACAAAGUUUCCCCGCAUCAAUGCCCACCUGCAACACCUUCACCUGGAUCACAACAAAAUUAAACGUGUGAACGUCUCUGUAAUCUGUCCUACAUCUACGGCACUGCAUGCAGAACAAGACGUCUUUAUUCAUGGACCUCAGCUGAGCUACCUCCGUCUGGAUGGAAAUGAAAUCAGGAACCAUGGUGAGUAA
Molecule: messenger RNA, 1285 nt
Organism: Ictidomys tridecemlineatus (thirteen-lined ground squirrel)
Lineage: Eukaryota; Metazoa; Chordata; Mammalia; Rodentia; Sciuridae
Source: RefSeq, a predicted model, not a curated record